CCGCCGGACAAACCCAAAUUUUCACACUCCAAUUUCUCUCUCUACAACCCACAACAGCCAUGGCUCUUCUCUCACCAAAUUCAUCGAUCCAGAGCUGCCAUGGAGACUAGCAAAAGCAACCCACAUUCCCAAUGGGAAAGGUCGAAGACCAGUCUGUCUCUUCCACUGUUGAUUCCCAAACCACAGACCAAAAUGCCGAUAAUCGGUGUAGGGUUCCUGGGUUCGUUCGGUUUAGAUGUAUCUUGGCUCUGGUACUUGGCGUGGCUGUGUUGCUCUCUGCCCUUUUUUGGCUACCCCCUUUUUUUCAGUACGGAGAUCACAGGGAUCUAGAUCUGGAUUCUCAGGUUGGAGGUCGUGAUAUGGUGGCAAGUUUCAAGCUUAAUAGGCCAGUUUCAUUGCUAAAAGACAAUAUCUUGCUUCUUGCGGGUGACAUUCUUGAUGAAAUAGUAGCUCCCACCAUUAAAGUGGAGAUUACAGAUCUGAAACCUUUGGAUGGAUCGAACAAAACAAAGGUUGUCUUUGCUGUUGUCCCUGCUGAGAAAAAUUCAAGAGUCUCUUCAACUGUUCAAAGUUUGGUCAGGGCCACUUUUGAAUCUCUGGUUACAAAUCAAUAUCCUCUCCGCUUGACCACACCAUUAUUUGGGGACCCGUGGCCGUCCUCUUUUGAGGUGUUGAAGUUCCCAGGAGGCAUUACUAUCGUUCCUCAACAGAGUGCAUUUCUUCUGCAAAAUGUGCAGAUCGUUUUCAAUUUCACUCUGAACUUCUCUAUAAGUGUAAUACAAGAUUAUUUCGAUGAACUGACAAGUCAGCUCAAGUCGGGGUUACAUCUUGCUCCAUAUGAGAACUUGUAUAUUAGCUUGAUAAAUUCAAAAGGUUCAACAGUGGAUCCGCCUACUACAGUUCGGACAUUAGUUCUACUGGUAGUUGGGAAUCCCUCACUGGCAAGGUUAAGGCAGUUGGCUCGUACCAUUGCAGAUUCUCAUGCAAAAAACCUUGGUCUGAAUAACACUGUAUUUGGUAGGGUGAAGCAAGUUCAUCUUUCAUCUGUACUGCCACAUCCCCUUGGUGAUUCUAGUCCUACUCCUGCUCCUUCGCCUCACCCCCACCACCACCAUCAUCACCACCAUCAUCACCAUCAUCACCACGAUGCUCCUCUCGGUCCCACUGUUGCACCUGCACCUGCAACUAAAAUACAUGCGCCUGCUACUGAGAAACAUUCACCUGCUCGUGCUCCAUCUGCCUCUGCACCUGCACCUGCAGUUUUGUCUGAGAGGAGUCCUAAGGCAAAGCCUCCGGGUUGCCAGUUUGGGCAUGGAAGGAGGUUUCCUAGGAAGGUGAAGAAGCAGCAUCAUGUGGUUUCUCCUGUUGAACCACCAAUUCUUCCAACAUAUAUCUCACCCUCACCGAGGCAGCAAGUAAACCCACCAGCACCUAGUUCUUAUCAUAUUCCUGCAUUAAGUCCAAUGCCAAAAGCAGUAUUUGCUGAUGUUCAGCCUCCAACAAAGAGUGAAUUUGAUGCUGAACCUCCUGAUAGAACUCCAUCAGUUUCACCCUUGCCAUCUUCAUGUGAGUGUAUAUCUAAUCAUCAUGCUUUUGUUGAUUAAAUGAAAGCUGAUAUAGAUAUGAAGUUCUUUUUUUACAGCAUCUGCAGGUCUUCUUCCCACUGCUUUAUGGGCAAUUCUGCAAUUUCUAGUUCUCAUGUUACAUCUAUAACGCAGAUAAAGAGAAGCAUUCUGUUUUUUCUGUUAAAGUUGCUUCUCUGGUACUACAAAGGGCUUGUUUGUAUCAUUCCAUUCAAAUGAACAGAGAAACUGGAGGAGCUUUGUGAGUGGGAGCUACGCAAAAGCGGCGUGCCUCACAACUAAGUAGAUAUCUGUUGUUUUUGUGCUUGUAAAUUUUUUAUUUAAAGAACACAAAAAAAAAAAAAAAGAAAAA
This is a messenger RNA of Camellia sinensis, 1935 nucleotides long. RefSeq lists its product as uncharacterized. The record is from RefSeq and is a predicted model, not a curated record. NCBI's taxonomy places the organism in Eukaryota, Viridiplantae, Streptophyta, Magnoliopsida, Ericales, Theaceae.